Molecule: messenger RNA, 438 nt
Organism: Trichomonas vaginalis G3
Lineage: Eukaryota; Parabasalia; Trichomonadida; Trichomonadidae
Product: DNA binding
Exons: 1
Coding region: 1-438 (145 amino acids)
Biological process (GO): regulation of transcription by RNA polymerase II
Molecular function (GO): RNA polymerase II cis-regulatory region sequence-specific DNA binding; DNA-binding transcription factor activity, RNA polymerase II-specific
Source: RefSeq, a predicted model, not a curated record
AUGUACUCACCAAUUGAUUCCUCCAGCGAUAGCAACGAAUAUGAUCAUCAUAUAGUCUUUCCAGAUAUAUAUACACUUAUGAUGAGCCGUGGAGUUACAAUAGAUAAGUCAAUGAUGUCUCUUUUCCCAGUUGAAAACGUACUUCCAGAACCAGAAAUAAAUGUAGAGAUACCAAUAAAGAAAAGAAAAGAAGGUAAGCGUACCCUAUUUUCUGAUUCUCAACGUUCAAUCCUUAUGCACUGGUUGAAGAAUCAUCAAAGUAAUCCUUACCCAACAGCUACAGAAAAGCAAGAAUUAAUGGAUAAAACAGGCCUAAAUCGUGAUCAGAUUAACGUUUGGUUCACAAAUAAUAGAGUUCGCCAUGGAAUGUCUUGCUCUUCUCAACAUCAUGGCAAAAAUUCACAUUCUCACGGAUAUUCAUUCCGUUCUUCUCAUUAA